AUGCUUCCCCCAACAACGCAGCUGGCGGACUUUGGCCUGUCCAAGAUCUUGAAGGAGUCCGAGCGCAUGGUCAACCACAGCGGCGCCGGCACCGUGACGCACCUGGCCCCUGAGAUGUUCAAGGCCGGGUCACAGCUCACCACAGCGGUCGACGUCUACGCCUUUGGGGUGCUCAUGUGGGAGCCCCUCGCCUUCCACCCCUCACCCCGCGAUACGCCACGCCCCUGCUGCCAACCCCCAAAGAUCUACACUGGCAGCCGCCCUUUCCACGGCCUCACCCGCGAGGUCGUCAUCGACGCAGUGCUCAACCACGGCGCCCGCCCCACCUUCCCGCCCGGCACCCCACGGCCAUACGCCGCCCUGGCCCAGCGCUGCUGGGCCGCCGCGCCGCGGGACCGCCCCGCGUUCGAAGAGAUCGUGGCGGCGUUGCAGCAGGCGGCGGCGGGCCUGCAGGCGGACGCCGCGGCGGCCGCCGCCGCGCAGGCGCAGGCGCAGGUGCUGGCACACGCGCAAGCGGCCAUGGCGGCGGCGCGGGCUCGCGCGGCACCGGCGCUUGGGCGAGGAGCGGCGGCGGCGCCGGCGGCGCAGCUGGCAGGGUAUGCUACGCACGCCAGCGCGGCCCAGGCGCGGCGGGACGCGGCGCGGCCCCGCGCGGCGGGGACUGGGCUUGGUUCGUCGGCAGGGGCGGCUGACGUGGCGGGCCCGGCCGCCAGGGCCUAA
Monoraphidium neglectum is the source of this 720-nucleotide messenger RNA. RefSeq lists its product as hypothetical. Lineage: Eukaryota; Viridiplantae; Chlorophyta; Chlorophyceae; Sphaeropleales; Selenastraceae. The record is from RefSeq and is a predicted model, not a curated record. The transcript is spliced from 5 exons. Bases 1 to 720 code for a protein of 239 amino acids. Gene Ontology annotation, molecular function: protein kinase activity; ATP binding. Gene Ontology annotation, biological process: protein phosphorylation.